GGGGGCGUCCCGGCCGCUGCAGCCGCCUGAGGGAGAGCCGGGGGCUGCCUCUUCGGAGUUGGGGCUGAGCUGUCCACGGGGGAGAGCGCGCCAAGACUGCUGCAACUGCGGGCCAAUGGGUUUUAAGAAAUAUUGGAGAGAGAAUGCAGAGGACUUGUUUUCUGUUUUGGAUGGAGGCUCUCUCCCUGAAGACCUGAAGAGCUGCUUCCAAUCCAAACCGAGUUCCAGUAAAAGUGUCUCUUAGAUUCAAGGUUAAACCAAUCUACAGUAAUGGCUGCGGCCUUACCCAGGACCCUGGGAGAGUUGCAGCUAUAUAGAAUAUUGCAGAAAGCCAAUCUGCUCUCUUAUUUUGAUGCCUUUAUCCAACAAGGUGGUGAUGAUGUCCAGCAACUGUGUGAAGCUGGAGAAGAGGAAUUUUUGGAAAUCAUGGCACUCGUUGGCAUGGCUAGCAAACCCCUACAUGUUAGAAGAUUACAGAAAGCUUUGAGAGACUGGGUUACAAACCCUGGCCUUUUCAAUCAGCCACUGACUUCCCUUCCUGUCAGUAGCAUACCUGUCUACAAAUUACCAGAAGGAUCACCAACAUGGCUAGGAAUAUCCUGCAGUAGUUAUGAAAGGAAUAGCAAUGCCCGGGAACCUCAUUUAAAAAUUCCCAAAUGUGCUGCCACCACCUGUGUGCAGAGUUUGGGACAGGGGAAGUCAGAUGUGAUGGGGAGCUUAGCACUGCAGAGUGUUGGCGAGUCCAGACUCUGGCAAGGCCACCAUGCUACUGAAAGCGAACACAGUCUGUCCCCAGCAGACCUUGGCUCCCCGGCUUCCCCUAAGGAAAGCAGUGAGGCACUGGAUGCUGCUGCUGCCCUCUCUGUGGCAGAGUGUGUGGAGCGAAUGGCCCACACACUGCCAAAAAGUGACUUGAAUGAAGUGAAAGAGCUGCUAAAAAACAACAAGAAGUUGGCCAAAAUGAUUGGUCACAUUUUUGAGAUGAGUGAUGAUGAUCCACACAAAGAGGAGGAAAUUCGAAAAUACAGUGCAAUAUAUGGCAGAUUUGACUCAAAGAGAAAGGAUGGGAAACAUCUCACACUUCAUGAGCUCACUGUUAAUGAAGCAGCUGCCCAACUCUGUGUGAAAGAUAAUGCCCUGCUUACAAGAAGAGACGAACUUUUUGCUCUGGCUAGGCAGAUUUCUCGAGAAGUCACCUAUAAAUAUACUUACAGAACCACCAAGUCAAAAUGUGGUGAAAGAGAUGAAUUAUCCCCAAAGAGAAUUAAAGUAGAGGAUGGGUUUCCAGAUUUCCAGGAUUCUAUGCAAACACUCUUUCAGCAGGCUAGAGCCAAGAGUGAAGAACUCGCAGCCCUUAGUUCACAGCAGCCUGAAAAGGUGAUGGCAAAGCAGAUGGAACUCCUCUGUGCCCAAGCUGGCUAUGAGAGACUGCAGCAUGCCGAGAGAAGACUGUCUACAGGGCUUUACAGGCAGAGCUCAGAAGAGCACAGCCCUAAUGGCUUGCCUUCUGAUAACUCAGAUGGACAAGGAGAGAGACCUUUGAAUCUCCGAAUGCCUAAUUUGCAGAACAGACAGCCCCAUCAUUUUGUGGUGGAUGGGGAGCUGAGUAGACUUUACUCAAAUGAGGCAAAGUCCCACUCCUCAGAGAGCCUUGGGAUUUUAAAAGACUACCCUCACUCAGCUUUUACUUUGGAAAAGAAAGUCAUCAAAACAGAACCUGAAGAUUCAAGAUAGCUGUGAUUCUCCUACUGUUCUCUGGAAAUGGCAUCAGAUUUAAGGAUUAAUGCUCCAUCAUAGAAAUAAGCCUUAAUAACCAAUGUUGCCUCAUUCAGCUCAAACAGAUUUCAUAGCCAAAGCAUAAGAACUCCUGCAGCAGUCUGUGGAAACUGGGAAGAAACAACAACAGCCACAAAAGAGAAAAAUCAAGAGAGAGUUGCAAUUUAUAUCAGAAACAUUUGAUCCAUUCACAUUCCUGUGUAAGUCAUUUUAUGUGGAAAAGCUUACAAGUUAAUAUUGUAAGCAUUCAUUAUUUCAGAAUGUACAAUGUAUUUGUGUAAUUUAUAAAGUAAAAUCUAGAUGUUGAGACCCGUUUGGUCUAAUAGAUGUGGAUACAGUUUAUUUUACUUGAAAUUUUAUUGUCUACUUUAAGUGUAUUUAGCAUAAAUAUUAUUAUCAGAGUUUAGAAUCUUUGCAGUCAUAAAAAAGAAAGCUUAAGUAAUAUGGUUAUUGGCAAGGUUGCAAUGACUGUAGAAAAAUGAAAAGCAAAUUCUCAAUUUAAGCCAAGGAAAAUAUUGUGUAUUUAAUAUUUGAUGAAACUGAUUUUGUUUACCAGGAAAUGUAUAGCAUUUAUCCAUUAAUCUUUUUGCUGUUUUAAUGAGUGCACAUUUACACAAUUAAUUAGAGAAAAGUUAAAAAGAUGAGCACUUGUACUACUAGGAGCACAAACUAAAAGUUAAAAAGAUGAGCACUCAGAAAAAUCUCUCUUACCUAGUUGACCCAGAUGGAAUUGCUAUUUACAUAACAAAUGAAUUUUACAUAACAAAUGAAUAGGAAGCUAUUCCUUGGACAGAACUUGAAACAAGUGGACUAAUGUGUAAAAUCCUUGAUUUAAACAUUGGUAUUUCAGAAUGUGUUAAAUAGAUUAAGAUGUAGUACAUUAACCCUAAAUGUGAUAAAGAUGUUGACUUAACAAAGGCUAUAAUGAUUGUCAGAUUUUAUAUUCAGAAAUUCUUCUCCAAGUAUAGGAGUCAGACUAGGUGGCUCUUGCUGGGGAAUGCCUUCCCACCCAUCCAUCACAAGUGUGGAGUCACUGAUCCAUAUUUGCAGGCAUAUUUCUAUGGAAGUUCAGUUGACAGGUUUAUUAUUUAUUUUACAAUUUCAUUUUUGUACACCUUUCAGAUUUUUGAAUGCUUUUUUUUUUGUAAAAUUCAUUUUAACUUGAAAGUGUACUUAUAAUUUCCCCUAUUUAAUUAGUAGACCGUAUGUUCAUACACACUAUUAAAUAUUAAUAUUGCAUUGGCAUACUUAUAAGAAUUUCAUAUUUGAAUCCAUAGUGGGUAUUAAAAAAAAAGAAAGAAAGAAAAUCCAACUCUGUCCAUAUCCAUUUUUUUCUGCUGAUUGAAGAGAAGAUAUUUGACAGUUUACCUACUUCCUACAGAUUCAUCUAAACCCAGAUACUGCUGAGAAGAAUAUAUGGACAUGGAGUAUAUGUCUGUUUUUAGUUCUGCUUUAAAUCAUAACUGUGUAACAAAUAUUGUCAUGAUCUGUUAUACUAAAAUUUGUCAGCCAAAUGUUAGAUGAAAUGUCUGCACUGUAGUCUCUGAUCACUGUCACAUAUAUAAUUGCUUUUUUCAUUUUGAUUUGUAGAAGAGCUUUAUGGUAGAAAACACCAGUAAACAACUUUUAUACUAUUAAAAGGCUUUUUCCCCUUUCUAAAUGUUUUAAAUGUACCCUAGUAUUUUGCCCACUGAAGAAGCUUUUUAUGGACCUUGCAACUUUGUUGCUAGCUUGAGGUUGAUUAUUGUGGUUCUAUUGUUCACUGUGUGUAGAACUAGUAUGAGUACAAUUUAAAUAGAAUGUUCAGUUUUUAAUAUUAGCCAUAGCACUGGUUAGUAUCUCAGUAGUUUCAUGAAACGUUUCCUGUAUUCUAAUCUAUUUUGAGAAAUUUUUGUGGUUUUUUUUUUUAAUUGUGUCUUACAGUUCAAGUUUAUAGAUUUUAAUAAGCAACAGUUUUUAAAGAUGCAAUAAUCUUCCAACUAGUAUUUAUCCAUCUUUCAUGAACUCACAAACCGCAUCUUUAAAUCCAUAAGUAAGAUUCCUUAAUCAUACUUUUCUGCUCUUUCAAGCUUAGUGAUGAGGAAGCACAAAAAUUUCAGUAGAAAACAGUUUUUAUUUUGUAAACACUAAUGUAUUAAACUUGCUAUACAUUAAAGCAAAUAAUAUAUAUUUUUAUUUGAAUUGUAUAUAUGAAUUGGAUGUUAUAACUAGUUGAUUUUUUUUUUCAUUGUGUUAGAGGUAUUUUCACUGAAUAAGGUCAAUUGGUUACCUCAGUAUUACAGCCAAUAUAGUCCAAGGGACCAUUUUUCCCCUGAGUCUAUGUUAUAUUUUAUUGUGUGAAGUCUGCAUUUUUGUGACUCUUAAAGCUGUUGGUGAGGUGGGAUGAGUGCACUUGUUUCCCAUGGCAAUAAAGAUUUUGUUUGCCUCACAUUUAUGUCCAUAGCACUUUGUGCAUAGCACUUGCCACAGUGGGUACUGUUAGCCUGCUGUACCUCCCUUAUCUGAUUAUUUGGGCUGGGCUUGGGUGUCACAGGACAGGAGCUUAAGUCUUUAAGUUGUAACUAAAUGAGAUUGCCAGUUUCCUUCAUUUCUAAAAGAUUAUUUGGGAAAUGGUUGUAGGUUGAUUCUGGUCUGUCAGAGAGAGAUGUUAGUUUACAUUGUUCUCACUCAUGAGAAGCUUAUAAAGACAUUUUUAAUAGUCUUCACCAUUUUGAACCAACUAAACUAAUAAAUAGGAGAAACAUUAGGAUUUGACAUUUAUAAUAUAUGUUUGUAAAUGUUAAUAUGAUUUGGCCUCAGUGUUACAGGCUAAGUGUGUGAAAUUGUACUAACCUGUAGUAAAGAAUUUUAAUUGACAAGUUUUGAAGAUGAAUCUUCAUCGAAGAGCUUCAAGGUGACAAGCACUAUGCCAGGUAUUAGGAUAGGGAUGAAGACCACAAAAUAAAUAUAAGAUUCAAUCCUUGCCCUUUGUGAACUCAUAAGCUAGUUGGAUGGAAACUAACACCACUCAUAAAAACUACAAAUUUUAGUGUUACAAAAUUGGGAAUAAGGAGCUGACAUCUAAGUGCAUUUUGUGUUAUGUAGUUAUUAUAGUACUACACAUUUUAUAGGAGAAAAUAUUUCAUGAAUGAAAUGUAGAAGAGACCAGCCAGGACUAAAAUGGUUAAUGUUAAGAGGUGAGAUUUGAUACAAAGUCACAGUGGUAAUAUGUUUCAUUUGGAGGCUCUCUUUGUUGUUGUUAAAAAAUAAAAAAUAAAACGAAACAUGCUCUUUUC
Messenger RNA from Ictidomys tridecemlineatus (thirteen-lined ground squirrel), 5051 nucleotides. The record is from RefSeq and is a predicted model, not a curated record. NCBI's taxonomy places the organism in Eukaryota, Metazoa, Chordata, Mammalia, Rodentia, Sciuridae.